Juglans regia (Persian walnut) is the source of this 1949-nucleotide messenger RNA. RefSeq names its product homeobox-leucine zipper protein ATHB-6-like. Bases 563 to 1546 code for a protein of 327 amino acids. The record is from RefSeq and is a predicted model, not a curated record. The transcript is spliced from 3 exons. Gene Ontology annotation, cellular component: nucleus. Gene Ontology annotation, molecular function: DNA-binding transcription factor activity, RNA polymerase II-specific; sequence-specific DNA binding. Gene Ontology annotation, biological process: positive regulation of DNA-templated transcription. NCBI's taxonomy places the organism in Eukaryota, Viridiplantae, Streptophyta, Magnoliopsida, Fagales, Juglandaceae.
AGCUGUUUUGUGAACUGGUUCACUUACAAGUCUCACUCCAUCCCUCUCUGUCUUUCUCCCCAACUGGUUCUCCAUUGUAGAUAAACAGUCCAAGACUAGAAUAGAUCUGCAAAAACUAGCUUGUAAAUUGAUUGGGUAAUGAUGUAGAGAGAGAAAAAGAGUGGAGUGAGAAAAUUUAUACGUUUACUUCUGCUCGUGGGUUGAGAGUUUGGCUUGCCUGUUUGGGUUUUUUGUCUCUUGGGUUGGUGUUUUUUAGUUGGUUUUUCUUUCUUUUUUUUCUUCUCUUGAUGGGUUCAGAGGGAGAAGAAUCGAAAUUGGGGAAAGAUAGGGGAACCGAGCGAGAGACGUGGAUGUACAGUUGCAUACAGCUCUGUACAUUUUGGAGUGGUCCAAAACAUGGGGAUUCGUACUCAUUGGUCUUCUCUUAAGCGAACACGACUUUGCUACAAGCAGCAGCCCCUUGAGCUCUUAAAAGAUCCUACUGAAAACAUAAAAAACAAAGACUAAAGAAGAAGAACAGGAACCCCAGAUCCUGUUUGGCGACUUCUUUUUGUUUUCAGUCAUGAAGAGAUCACUUGGCAGCUCAGACUCACUAGGUGCUCUGAUCUCCAUCUGCCCAACUGCAGAGGAACACAGUCCAAGAAACAACCAUGUCUACAGUAGGGAGUUCCAGUCCAUGUUGGACGGCUUAGACGAAGAAGGUUGUGUAGAAGAAACCGGCCACAUAGCCGAGAAGAAGCGUCGAUUGAGCGUCGACCAAGUCAAGGCUUUGGAGAAGAACUUCGAGGUGGAAAACAAGCUCGAACCCGACAGAAAAGUUAAGCUAGCCCAAGAACUUGGUUUGCAACCUAGACAAGUUGCUGUUUGGUUCCAAAACCGCCGAGCCCGGUGGAAAACCAAGCAAUUGGAGAGAGAUUAUGGCGUUCUCAAAGGCAAUUACGAAGGUCUAAAGCUCAACUACGAUGCCCUUCAACAUGACAAUGAAGCUCUGCUCAAAGAGAUAAAGGAAUUAAAAGCAAAGCUCGAAAAAGAAAACGCAGGGAGCACUCUUUCAGUGAAGGAAGAAAUGUUCGUGCACGAAUCUGAUGACCAACCGAUGGAACAGAGCAAAUCAGCUCCGGAUACUCCUCCUCUGCCUGCAUCCGACUCCAAAGACUUGCACUUUGACUGCUUAAACCACAACAUUAAUGGAGUUGGGGCCUCGCUCUUCCAGGUUGACUUCAAGGACGGCUCGUCGGACAGCGACUCGAGCGCGAUCUUGAACGAGGACAACAGCCCCAACGCCGCGAUUUCUUCCUCUGGUGGGUUCCUUCAAAAUCAGCAGCUCUUGAUGUCGCCGGCGUCGUCUUCCCUGAAAUUCAAUUGCUCAUCGUCAUCGCCGUCAUCUUCGUCGAUCACCUGCUUCCAGUUCCAGAAACCAUUCCAGACACAGUAUGUGAAAACGGAGGAGCACAAUUUCUUUAGCGGAGAGGAGGCCUGCAAUAUCUUCUCGGACGAGCAAGCUCCGACCCUUCAAUGGUACUAUCCGGAUCCUCAGUGGAACUAAAAGGAAGAAAACCCAUGUCUGUUCCGAUGUUAUUGCCAUAAAUAAAUAGAUCAAGAAACCAACCAUAAGUGAGCUCCAAGACGAAGAGUACUAUUGUACAGUGGAAGCGUACUGGGUCCGUACGUAGCAUAAUCCGGUGAAUUUAGCAAGAAAAAAAAAAUGGUAGAGAGGUAGGAGAAGUUGAACGAGAAACAGAGCAGAGAGAGGGAGAUGAGGGGGCUUGGCUUUCUUUCUUCUUUCUCUUUGAUGAUCUCUACGAGCCUAAAAGCCGUGCGGGAGGGAAUUAGAUCGUAAUUCAGCUCUCUGCUUACUGCCACCAAAAGAACGAGACCCCAAAUCAAAAAAUUGUCUCUGCUGUAAAAAAUGUCUCUAAUGGAGAAAUAAUCAUCGAUUCUCUCUCUCU